ACCAGCCUGCGCUGUGUCUGCUUGAAUUUGAAUAGACUUUAGGAGGCAACGUCUCCGGUGAACCGGAGGCUGCAGCGUGCGUUCACACACAAAGAUAUGGCGAGACUGAAGGACCGGACUCUCUUUAAAUCAGUGGGAACCACAGGAAAGGACUUGUUUUAAAGCUCCGAGGGGAUUUCGUGGUGUUUUAAAAAAAUGCCCUUCCAUCAGAGGAGCGUGGAGCCGCGUCGCGUGAGUCGGUUGUCGGCGAGGGACGGCUGGAGGCGCGGGGAGGACGCGGGGAGACGCCGGCUGAAGAAGCCCGUCCUGUUCUCGUCCCUGGACGAGGUGGGCUGUCACACGCUGACCAGCGUGAUCCACCAGCUCUCCGACCUGUCCCGACAUGCCAGCGACAUCUUCCUGGGCAUCGAGAUGGAGGCGGGCAUGGUGUUCCGGAGGUCGUGCAGGAUCCACGGACGGCUGCAGGUCCUGCAGAACGAAGUGCGCAAGCUGGACCCCAAGAAAACCAAAAUCCCCGUGUCUAACCUGGAUGAAGAGAGCAAGUGGACGGUCCACUACACGGCGCCGUGGCACCAGCAGGAGAACGUCUUCCUACCAGGCAGCAGGCCGCCGUGUGUAGAGGACCUCCACCGCCAAGCCAAAGUCAACCUCAAGACCGCCCUGCGAGAAUGUGACAAGUUGAGGAAAGAUGGCUUCCGGAGCUCCCAGUACUACUCUCAGGGUCCCACCUUCUCCGACCCGCUGCAGUCCUCCAGCAGCCUGCAGGACGAAGAGGACGAUGAACUUGAAAAAAAGUCCACGGCGUCGUCCGGCGAGGAGGAUAAAUCCCAGCACUCCAUGAGGUCCCAGACGUCGCACGGAGGGGGCGAAGCGGGCGAGGCGUCCGACGUCGACGGGCAGGCGGUAUGGAGCAAGGCCCCGCCCCUCCCGACCCCGGAGGAGAAGAUGAGGCAGGCGGCUCAGGCCGUGGCCACCGACAUCGUGCCCAUCAACGUCACAGGGGCAGUGUUUGACCGACAGGCGAGCAUCCGGCGCUCCCUCAUUAACACUGACACCGUGUCCCGUCGGCCCAAGAAGGUCAAACGCAGAAAGACUAUAUCAGGGCUGCCUGACAACAUCAACCAGGAGCUAGCAAAAGGACGUGGCGGAGAACUACGGCCGCAUUCCAUGUUCAUCCCAGGACAGUACUCCACUCUGACCCGAGCCGGGAGUGUGAACUCAACACUCCGCCGUUCGGAGACCAGAGACACCAGCUGCCAGACGGAGGACAUUAAGAUCGUACCCCCGUCCAUGAGAAGAAUCCGGGCUCAGCGAGGACAGGGAAUCGCUGCUCAAAUGGCCGGCAUAUCUGCCUCCUCGUCCACAGGAAGCAUAUCCGUCUGCAGCAGCGACAGCUCCGGUAUCGUCAUGCUGCCGCAUCAGUUUAACGGCGAUCCCUCGCGCUUCCACAGUCUGCCCCGACAGGGUGCCAGAGUGUCUCUCAGCGCCGACCCCAUCUACAGCAGCACACCCAUCAAGUCGGAGGAGCAGCCUCCGAGACAGAUUGGAAAGCUACAGGUGGACGACACCGUGGUACACAUGAGGAAUGCUCCGCGGACAGGCACGCUGCCCCGGCCCAAGUCGCAGGAGGUCAGAGGGACGCAGUCCAGCGAAUGGGGCGGAGGUCCAGCUUGUGCAGUCUCUCCUCAUGCCGCUUAUUCCACCUCAUACAUCCCCAAUGCCACCCUGUCUUGUUCCUCCGAGAUAAUCACUCUUAGUUCUCAGUCCAGUCAGCUUACCCACUCCCCAAAUUCGGCGUACCCCACCCCUCGGCCGCUCAGUGUAGCUACUCCCACCAACUCUGACGCCCUGAUCGCCAGUCCAGCGGGCUUCGCGCACAGCUCUACCUACCCAGCCUUGGCCACUUCCACCCCGACUCACACGCUACAAGACGGUGAUCUUAAAGCCACAGCGUCCGCCAGUGAGUCUGGCCACUCAGAAGGCAGCGUGCACAGCCACAGCACCCUCGCUCCAACGCCGCCGUCCUGUCUGCCGGAGGAACAGUGGAUCUACGACACACCGGAAAACGUGGCCGCUCCGCACCGAACUCUGACCUCCAGCUGCUCCACUCCGAUAAACCAGCUGUACAGCAGCCUGGACCACCACUCCUCCAGGACCACCACUGAUUCCAGCUCCCUGUACUCCCAGGACAACGACGGAUACUACACUUCCAUGCACCUGGACUCGGGCUUACGAUCCCGCAGUCACGGCAGUGGACAUGGAGUGGCAGCCGGACGCGCCACGAGACACAGCAUGUACGAGUGCCGGGAGAUGGCCAGUCAGGAGGACACUGGGAGUCUGUACAGCGAUCGCUCUUUAUCCCGCAGCAUUUCGCUUCGCAAGUCCAAGAAGCCCCCGCUGCCCCCGGCCCGUACAGAUUCCCUCCGACGUAAGCCGGGCGCCAAGAAGCCCCUCGGCGGUGUCAGCGCUAUCAGUGGUACUAAUGAGCCUAACGGCGCCAUGCUCAGUGAGACUCUAAUCGCCAGCUUGCAGCAGAGCUUACAGAUCGGACUGAGAGGGGGGAAAGGGAAAGGCGCCUCACCUUCGUCACCUUCUCACAGCCCGAGCAGCGACUACGACGACCCCUGGGUGCUACGCCCACGCAGUCAGAGCAGCAUCAGCGCGGGCAGCUCUGCGGCAUCGCUAGCGACCAACUCCAACGGCGUGUCGAAUGUGUACUCGCUGUGCCAUGUGACACCCGCCCACAGUGACACCAGCAGCUUACGGUCUGAUUAUGCCGAUUCUUGGGGCUACUACAUGGACUACCCCCGUAACCUCACCGACCAGAGAGCGCAGACCCCGCCGGGCCACGCGUCGGAUAACUCGUCAGCUGAGGUUCACGUUGGAGUGCAGAACGGAGGACACGUCCAGAGCUGCAGUCAGGCCUCUGGACCUCCUGCCAAAGAAGGGAGCGUCCCACUGAAGCCCAAAGCCUCCACCUCCUCCCCGGACCGGGUGCACAGGCUGACCUCCCCUUCCAGUGGCUACUCCAGCCAGUCCAAUACCCCCACGGCUGGCACUCCAGUGCCCGCCUUCGUCAGGUCCAUGUCCCCGUCAGGCAGCCGGCCGAAGCCCAAAGUGCCAGAGAGGAAGUCGUCUCUUCUCUCCUCAGUUUCCAUCUCCUCCUCGUCCACAUCGCUCUCCUCCAACACUUCGGAUUCGCUCAAAAGCUCUGCCGCCCUUCCUCAACAGCUUCCCCUGCUGUCCUCCUCUUCAGCUCCCAGCACCCCUCUGAGCCCACCUCCACCCUUCCCUCCUCCUUUACCACCAAGUUCCGCUUCUUCCACGCCUCCCCCAGCUCCGCCAUUACCACCCAACGCCCAGGGCAGUUCUUUGAGCCCGCUCUCUGCUUGUUCCACCUCCCCAGAGUUUCCACCUCCUCCUUCCCCCGAGACUCUGAUCCACCCCAGUUCUUCCUUUAACGGGAGCUUCAGCCCCCCUCCGCCGCCUCCCCCUGCGUCCUGUGCUGGGCCCCCUCCUCCACCUCCUCUGCCUGCUUUUGUCCCCGCUUCUUCCACCCCAUCUGCUAAGACGUCAGUGAAGGAGGUUCCCAAACCAGCUCCGAGCAGCCCGCCGAGGCUGCCUAAGCCGUUGAUCACCCCGUUUGCGCUCCAGAGUGUUCAGCUCCGUUCUGUCAAGCAGUCAGAAAAAGAAAUCAAUGGCAAUUCGGACCACGUUAAAACUCAGGAAGUGGGAUUAGACUUCCUCCAGGGUCUCAAGCCCCUGAUCCUGGACACUUGUAACUCUCAGCAACAGCCAUCUGUGUUGCCUGUGCUGAGCGGCUCUUCGUACGAAGACUCGGAGUGUUGCCCACCGUCACCGGUGUCAAAGCUAUUGGAUGAGUUGUCUCUAGACGGCAGUAUCACAAACGACACAAACGAUUGUGGUGCCGUCACUGAGAAAGCUGACAACCAGAGUGGCUUUCUUAUCAACGGAAGUGGAAAUGAUGAAGAACUGGUCAGUUCCUCCGAGAGUGUUCAUAGAUCCCCCGUCAAACAGAAGCCCCCCGCCGUCUCAAAGAAACCCAAACUUUCCCUCAUCCCGACGUUCAACUCUCAACCAGCCGGUGAAAAGCCUGCGGCUCGACUCGAGGACUCAACCGCUCUGCUACAGGCAGAAGACCAAGUAGAUGCUCCGCUGACUCACAGGAAAGAAGUCGAGCAACAGGAGGAGGAAGAGCUUUCAGAAAGCAACGAAAUAUUCACACAAUUCAAGGAUGAGAUCUACGUCUCUGUCUCAGCUUAUCCGGACGCUAGUACUGACCAAGGGUUCUGUACCAACGGACUGACUCUCGAAGAGGAAGAGGAGGAGGGAGACGGAGCAAGCAGCACCUCUGGGUCCAUCAGCUCCAAGGAGGAUGACACAGGUGAGGUGUUCGAAUCCAGCGCGACAGAAGCGUCUCCGGCCCCGUCCUCCAACGGGACGCCCGAGGGGAAGAUGGUGACCCCGACUCCCACGCGGCCCCGGACCACCGAGGACCUCUUCGCGGCCAUACACAGGUCAAAACGCAAGGUCCUGGGUCGAAGGGAGUCCGAGGAGGACAAGUCCAGGUCGGGAAGCCACCCGCAGUCCCCACCGGCGACGCCGACCAGCCCCGCUCCGGGGUCCAUGUCGUCGCUGCCCCGCCAGUCGGGCUCCAUCCAGCGCAACCUGCGCAAGUCCGCCACCAGCAGCGACACCUUCAAGGCCCUCCUCCUGAAGAAGGGCAGCCGCUCCGAGACCAGCUUCCGCAUGUCGGCCGCCGAGAUGCUCCGCUCCACCGACCCGCGCUUCCAGCGGACCCGCUCGGAGUCGUCUCUGGACCCCCCCGGCGGCUCGCCGUCCUCGCCGACGGCGCCGCACAGCCCCUCCGCCUCCCCCGGCCGCGGCAAGCGGGCGACGGAGGAGUGGAGCCGCUACGAGGCCCUGGCGCUCUCCUCGCCGAACUCCUCGCCCUUCUCCAUGGGCGGAUUUAAGUACGGACGCUCCCGGACGCCGCCCUCGGCCGCCAGCAGCAAGUACAACGCGCGCAGUCGAAUCCUCAGCAGCCCCAUGACGGUGAUCUGCGAGCGAGAGGGGGAGCUCGCCGAGAGCGAGUACGGAGACGUGGCGGAGAGCCUGUCCGGGCCGGCGGCUCAGACGCCGCCCGUCCUCUCAGACUCCAACGGCACUUUGUCCGACGAGAGCAGGAGUUAGAGGUGGAAGCGCCGCCGCCGCCGGGGACGCCGGGAGCCGAACUGAUUUGUCGCAGCCGGGCAGCGGGUGGAGGAGAUAACUCUACACCUUUCUGUUUCCGCGCUCCACCCUGAGGGAACGGCCAUGCCAGGUCCUGACCUGAGGCCAGCGCUCGCCCCAACACAGUGGACAGGAAGCGGUCCAAAGAGGAGUGUGUCGCUUCCCAGGACCGCCGUCACCACCAUCCUUUCCCUUCUUUGCUGAUUUUCCCCUCUUCUGUUUAACGCCUGGUGUUCUGAGUCUGUUUCUCCUUUGUUUUUGCUUCUUUUUAUAUGUUUUCUUUUUUAUGGAGCUCCUCCAUUUUUGUUGAAGAGCAAAGGGUGAAGUGAAAGCAGCGACAAACCGUUGGAUUGUCUUCGCUGGUGCAACGUAGCUGAAUAGCAAAGAGAGGAAUUUAAAGGUGUGCUUGGAUUCCCGCCUCGCGAAUCUUCUCCGUUUCUGCUUUUUUUUUUUUUUUUUUUUUUUUCUUGCCUGCGAGUUCUGGAGAAAAGCGUGACUAGCAGGGUUUGAAGGUGUGAGCUUCAAACGGCUGGCGGUGCUGCAGACGCAGCACAGCGGACGGCGCCGUGGAAACUCCUUCAGCUCCGGUUCCCUGUGAGUUUGGACUUCCUGCUCCCGGGGCAGUGGUUUCGUAUGCAGAGCUUGGCGUGUUCGUGACGGCUCAGCGCUGCCGCCGUGAGACCGGAAUGGAGUGAACGAGAGUCGGGGGUGUAAAGGCUCGACCUAAAGGGUUAAUGCGUUCAGUUGAAAAGGCUCAUAAAAUCUCCAUUAACCAAUUUUUGAUUGGUAGAUUUUACACUGUGCAUAGGUCUUCUUAUUUUGUUUGUUUUUUUUAUGUUCAAAGUGUGUUUUAACGAUUGUUUUAGUUCAUGAAAAUGUCAUAAAUUGUGUUCAGGAGCUAGGUAUGAAUCUACAAAUGUAAAGCAAAGAGUGACUUAAGAUAUAAAUCUUAUUUUAUAGUCGGGGUCUUUUAGUGAUUGUGUUGGUUACCAAAGAGCUUGAAGAAUGAAGCGAGCGUUGAUCUGGACUCGAACACAAUCCGAGAGUGUGAGCGCUUCUCUGUCCGAACCACCCUCUGUUAGCUUUGCCGAAAGUUUCUUGAUAGACCUUUUAGGGCUGAAAUGAUUUCUAUGAUGCUGUUGACCUUUUCUUUUAAGUUUAUCCUCCAGCAGUUUUAUAAGUUCU
Molecule: messenger RNA, 6438 nt
Organism: Salarias fasciatus (jewelled blenny)
Lineage: Eukaryota; Metazoa; Chordata; Actinopteri; Blenniiformes; Blenniidae
Gene: nhsl1b
Product: NHS-like 1b
Exons: 9
Coding region: 196-5214 (1672 amino acids)
Biological process (GO): cell differentiation
Source: RefSeq, a predicted model, not a curated record